Tupaia belangeri chinensis (Chinese tree shrew) is the source of this 1269-nucleotide messenger RNA. It is a transcript of the gene IFT20, whose product is annotated as intraflagellar transport 20. NCBI's taxonomy places the organism in Eukaryota, Metazoa, Chordata, Mammalia, Scandentia, Tupaiidae. Bases 313 to 789 code for a protein of 158 amino acids. Gene Ontology annotation, cellular component: non-motile cilium; neuron projection; intraciliary transport particle. Gene Ontology annotation, biological process: protein localization to cilium; cilium assembly. The transcript is spliced from 6 exons. The record is from RefSeq and is a predicted model, not a curated record.
AAAUGCUUCCGGUGUCAGGUAGUGACGUUAGGGGUAAACAAGCCUUGUAGCCGUGGCAGCGGCCGAGGCGGGCACCGGCUGUCGCCGACCGGAUAGAGAAGCUGCUUGCGGACAUUAGCCUGGGGCACAGCGCGCCGCCGCCACCGGGCAGCUGCACUCCGUGCCUUCCAGGGCGGGCACCGCGUCACACUCAUCUUUGCACCCCCAGCAUCUAGCAGUGUUGUCAUGCAGUAGGCACUCAAGAAAUGUGUGUUGAAUGAACAAUGCCUGUGACAAGCAACCGGACUUUAUUCUUUCCUGACCCUUGCUCCUAUGACACACCUCCUCCUGACUGCCACUGUCACUCCUUCAGAGCACAACUUCUCUAGGGAACCUGGAAGGGAAACAGUUAUGGCCAAGGACAUCCUGGGUGAAGCAGGGCUGCACUUUGAUGAGCUGAACAAGCUGCGGGUGUUGGACCCAGAGGUUACCCAGCAGACCAUAGAGCUCAAGGAAGAGUGCAAGGACUUUGUGGACAAAAUUGGCCAGUUUCAGAAAAUAGUUGGUGGUUUAAUUGAGCUUGUUGACCAACUUGCAAAAGAAGCAGAAAAUGAGAAGAUGAAGGCCAUCGGUGCUCGGAACUUGCUCAAAUCUAUAGCAAAGCAGAGAGAAGCCCAACAGCAGCAACUGCAAGCUCUGAUAGCAGAAAAGAAAAUGCAGCUGGAAAGGUAUCGGGUUGAAUAUGAAGCUUUGUGUAAAGUAGAAGCAGAACAAAAUGAAUUUAUUGACCAAUUUAUUUUUCAGAAAUGAACUGAAAAUUUCACUUUUAUAGCAGGAAGGCAAACAGCCCCCCAAACCAAAAACCUCUGUACCAUUCCAGUGACUUGACUCAUGCCCUGUGUCACACGAGGUGGCGUGAGGAGCACAGGAAAGGCAGCCCUGCGGCCCAGGAGCUGCUCUGGCCAGGGCGUAGCACAGAGCUCACCGCUUGCAUUCUUAAUCAGAACAAGGCAGACUGUAAACUUAUUUUUUGUAAAUUCACAAAAGUUUGGAAGGAAAAGCAAUAAAUUAUUGUUUAAAAAAAAGACUUUUGGCUGCUGCUAUUGAAAUGUAUUUAACUCUUUAUGAGAACCCUGGAUUCCUUAGCCCUUUAUCCACAAGACAGACCAGGCAGUGGUCAGAUGCUACCUUUAUUUGACCAGAUGCACGAGUUAGACCAACACAGCUUGUGAGCAGAACAGGCAAAAUCAGGGAAUCAACCAGGACCUAUUAUUAGUAGUUUUUUUGUUA